UGCUUAUGAAAAUUAGAUCGAUCCAUAGGAUAGCUCUCUAUGCGCAAGUUAAAAACCACGCCAAAAAAUUUGAAGCUAAAGUCGAAAAAUAAGGAGUAAUUUGGACUAAGUCAAACAAUUUUUGGGUUGAGGAUGAUUGAUUGAAUUUGUAACGCAGAGUACAUAAAAAACUUGUAACCUCAAUUUGUGUGGCAGUUCUGUGGUCUGAACUUUUUGAAAAAAGUCUAUUUUUUUAAAGAUAAGGUGAUCUUUAAAAAGUCUUAUGAGAUUUGCGGAUUUGGUAUUAUCCAUAUCGUGUUGUCACUGUUAUGUUUGCGUUUAAUUACUCGUGAAUCGCAUUCAAGUCGAAAGCAAUGUCGGGCCCCAAAGUAACUACCAACUUACUGAAGCAGUUGCGGAAUUUGAUGCAAAAUGCAAAAUACGCCAACGAAUCGAUUCAGGCGUAUAUAGUCCCGUCCAUUGACGCCCACAAUAGUGAAUAUUUGGCGGAAUGUGAUAAAUUGAGGUCGUUUAUAUCGGGAUUUGAUGGUUCUGCGGGUACGGCGCUUAUCACGCAAAACAAGGCACUGAUGUGGACCGACGGCCGUUACUACCUCCAGGCGUCUAAGCAGAUGGAUUCUAACUGGUUGCUAAUGAAAGAAGGUGAUCCAAACACUCCCAAACAAGCCUCCUGGCUAGUUAAGAACCUACCAUCAGGCUCGCGAGUGGGCGUCGACCCCAAGCUUAUCACCUACGAUAACUUUGUUAACUUGAAAAAAGAACUAGAGACCGUAGGCCACAAACUGAUCCCUGUCAAUGCUAACCUGGUGGAGUUGUUAUGGGAUGACAGACCAAAACGAUCCUUGAACCCCAUUGAACCCCUCCCGCUCCUGUUUUCUGGUAAACCAGUGGGUGAAAAGCUGAAAGAAGUGGUGGGCUCCAUGCGGGAGGAAAACGCCAAGUAUUUGGUUUUGACCGCGCUGGAUCAGAUUGCGUGGUUCCUCAAUCUUAGAGGUUCCGAUAUAGAAUUUAACCCUGUGUUUUUCUCCUAUGUAAUUGUAUCAUCGGAUUCGCGGUUAGUGCUGUUUGUCGACCCCCAACAGGCAACGGAAAAAGUGCGCAGGCACUUGUCAGAUGAAGCAGGGAAUAUUUUCGAAAUAAAACCCUACGAUUCUAUUGAAAACCACUUGAAAGACCUCGCUGGUUCUCUAGACCGCGGCUUCGUGUGGUUCAGCGAUUCAUCCAGCUAUGCUUUGACUAGCAUAGUGCCCAAAAAACACCUCCUGUUGACAGAUACAACUCCUGUUGAACUCAUGAAAGCGAUAAAGAACCCUGUGGAAGUAAGAGGGAUGCGAAACGCUCACGUCAAAGACGCCGCGGCACUGUGCUGUUAUUUUGCCUGGCUGGAAAAGCAAGUGCCAAAGGGUACGGUCACAGAGAUCUCUGGAGCGAACAAACUGCAUGAAUUCAGGAAGCUGCAGCUCGAUUUUGUUGGCGACUCAUUCGACACAAUCAGUUCGGUGGGGCCCCAUGGGGCUAUCAUCCAUUACAAGCCCGAUGCGAGCAGCGACACGCCCAUUAGGUCUGACUGCUUGUAUCUGUGCGACUCGGGGGCACAGUUCCGCGACGGCACCACCGACGUGACCAGGACGUUGCAUUUUGGUACUCCGACCAAUUACGAGAAGGAAUGCUACACGAGAGUGCUGAAGGGUCAACUGAAAUUAGCCAGGAGCGUGUUUCCAAUGAAAAUCAAGGGCAACUAUUUGGAUUCGUUCGCUAGGGAGUACCUGUGGGAAGCUGGGCUCGAUUAUCCUCAUGGUACUGGCCACGGUAUCGGUCAUUAUCUGAACGUCCACGAGGGUCCCAUGGGUAUCUCUUGGAGGCCGAUCAAUCAAGACCCUGGCUUACAGCCAAAUAUGUUCUUGUCCAACGAACCCGGCUACUAUGAAGACGGUAAGUUUGGCAUUCGCAUCGAAGAUAUCGUCCAAAUAAUACCAGCGCAGACCCCAUAUAAUUAUUCUGGCAAAGAGUUUUUGACAUUUGAUACCAUUACUUUGGUGCCCAAGAUUAUCAAGCUAAUUUCUGUGACAAUGUUGACUAAUGAAGAAAUCACACAGCUCGACGGGUACCACAAAAAGUGCCGCGAAAUUGUUGGGCCUUUGUUGAUAGAACAAGGUUACACAGACGCCAAAGAAUGGUUGUGGAGGGAAACAGAGCCAAUCCGCAAGUGAUGAUUGAUGUUUAUUGAGAUUUUCUUCAGAUUCUGCCAGGUUAUUUUAAUAAAGAAAUAUUUUACC
This is a messenger RNA of Cylas formicarius (sweet potato weevil), 2276 nucleotides long. RefSeq names its product xaa-Pro aminopeptidase 1. The transcript is spliced from 2 exons. Bases 354 to 2210 code for a protein of 618 amino acids. NCBI's taxonomy places the organism in Eukaryota, Metazoa, Arthropoda, Insecta, Coleoptera, Brentidae. Gene Ontology annotation, molecular function: metalloaminopeptidase activity. The record is from RefSeq and is a predicted model, not a curated record.